AUUGACAUACCAACAGAGGAUUUGUUACCUUCACAUAUUAGGACAAACAAGAACGUCACAGUCAUGAACAAAUUCAAUGUUUUGUAAUGUUUACAGUACAUACAAUAUGCCUCUGUUUAUCCACCAGCUGGCAAUGCACGCCGCGCGCUUGUAGACUUGCCACGCUCGUUCAAUGAGUAAUCAAACACCCCUCAAUGACAACGAUCUAAGUUCGACUGCACACGAUGCGAAAGCUUCUCAUUAUUGCAUCAGAACUCAGUAUGCCUACUUCAUCCAACAUCGACAUGAUGGGUGAGGGUGGCGACACCGUUGACGAGGAAGUCAACUGGCUAGACUGUGUAUCCGCCAUUGAAACCGACAAAGGAGUUGUGUAUUUUUGUAACGUCGAAUAUUUUUCACAGGGUGCAGACCCGACUGGUAUAUUACAAGGAUGCGAGCAAGAUGAAGGAUCAACCUUCGAUUACAAACAGAAUGAAGUCAAGGUUAGGAAGGUACCGAAGGAAGUCAGUAGUGUGGUGUGUUCUGAGAAAGGGCGGGUACUUGAGGGAAAGCCAACUAAACCUCUGUUAACCCCUGUGACAGACUUUGUGUCUCGUUUUCACCGACUAGGUCAAGGAUGUUUCAUGUAUUCGAUCACCGCCUACAACCCUCAAGACACGCAACAAGACAAGGUCCAGAACUGCAGGAGCAACCAACUGCUCUUCGCGGAUCUCCAGUACGCCUUCCCUGAAUGUGACGUCUUCAAGAACUUUUCCUACUUUCCAGGUAGACCACAUCACUUCGAACGGGGAUACACGGUAGUUCUACCAUUGACUUACCAAAAAGAUCACGAAGGUAUCCUUCACAAUCUUGCCCUAAAGUACAAGCAAGCAGCCUAUUUCAAGUGCCGUAUUCUACCCGAUGGAAGGAGCACCCAAACCAUUGUGCUACUUGAGGAGUAUGUUAAAGAAGUCCAGGAAAGCCUCGUCGUGGUGAAGCGAUUAGGGUACCACCCUGCUUAUCUUACGAGGAAGAACAACAGUGUCUUCCAUGGACUUCAUGAUGCUCUGAGCGUACUCUCAAAGUGUGACUAUUUACCCGAGGCUGGUGAAUUAAUGAGAAUAGCCCAUUGUGAGCUGACGACGACUUGUAACAUUGGAAAUCAAAGAGCUUAUAAUCACCCAGUAAUCGUAAUGGAAGGAACAAGUGAAGCAGGUUUAUCCAACCACACCUUCCGCCUUAGUCAAGCGAUCGGCGGAACUCGUCUCCAGUCUCCACCAUCCUGCGUACAGCAUCUCAGGGAGACGUUUGAGAAGCAGAACAAGCUGGUCCAAGCAGCUUACUACACCGUGGGUAACUACAUCCUGGGUUCGUACGUAGAGAAAGCAAGAAAGAAUGCACCUGUGGUGCUAGACAGAUUCUGGAACAGCACUGCUGCUUUUUCUAUAGCGUCGGAGAUUGAGAGAGGCGUAUCGAACCUCCCACCGAAAGAUCACUUCGUGUAUGAGUGGCCACAGGACCUCACCAAGCCUGACGUAGUCAUACUAGUUGGAUCCAAGAAGGCCAUACGACACAAGAGCAACCGGAGCGGUGGCGAGCGCAUUACCAAACAACUGAUGUUUGAAAUCUUACGCCGGAUGAAGACUUCGUCUUGGAUCGAAGUUGAUAGCAUCCGAGACCGAUGCCAUUCGGAUGAAGCUGUUACCAUGGUGACAGUGGACAAACUGAAGUCCAAGAAUAUUGGUAACUUCCGGUCCGGCCCUAAAGAGAAUGGGAUGUGUCCUGGUACCGGACUGCAUGCAACCAAGGAACACGAUACCCUGCCUGUUGGCGGACUUGUGGUACUAAAGGAAAAUUUAGAACAGGAAGAGAUUGGAUUCAUGUGAAG
Molecule: messenger RNA, 1867 nt
Organism: Lytechinus variegatus (green sea urchin)
Lineage: Eukaryota; Metazoa; Echinodermata; Echinoidea; Temnopleuroida; Toxopneustidae
Product: UMP-CMP kinase 2, mitochondrial-like
Exons: 5
Coding region: 225-1865 (546 amino acids)
Biological process (GO): dTDP biosynthetic process; dTTP biosynthetic process; dUDP biosynthetic process
Cellular component (GO): mitochondrion; cytoplasm
Molecular function (GO): dTMP kinase activity
Source: RefSeq, a predicted model, not a curated record